Molecule: messenger RNA, 2804 nt
Organism: Leptosomus discolor (cuckoo roller)
Lineage: Eukaryota; Metazoa; Chordata; Aves; Leptosomiformes; Leptosomidae
Source: RefSeq, a predicted model, not a curated record
UUUUUCUUUGCCCUGGACUGCUGAAAGGAGUAUACCAGAGUGAACACUUGUUUGAAUCUGACCACCAAUCUGGUGCCUGGUGCAAGGACCCCCUGCAGGCCUCUGACAAGAUCUACUACAUGCCUUGGACACCGUACCGGACAGACACACUGACGGAGUACUCCUCCAAAGAUGACUUCAUUGCUGGGAGGCCAACAACGACCUACAAACUCCCACACCGCGUGGAUGGCACGGGUUUCGUGGUGUACGAUGGGGCUUUGUUCUUCAACAAGGAACGAACCAGGAACAUAGUCAAGUUUGACUUGCGGACGAGGAUAAAAAGCGGGGAGGCUAUCAUAGCUAAUGCAAAUUACCAUGACACCUCUCCCUACCGCUGGGGAGGCAAGUCUGAUAUAGACCUGGCUGUGGAUGAGAACGGGUUGUGGGUAAUCUAUGCAACAGAACAAAAUAAUGGCAAAAUAGUCAUUAGCCAGUUAAACCCUUACACGUUAAGGAUUGAAGGGACGUGGGAUACUGCCUAUGACAAGAGGUCAGCUUCUAACGCCUUCAUGAUAUGUGGGAUUUUAUAUGUGGUGAAGUCUGUGUAUGAAGAUGACGACAAUGAAGCCACAGGGAAUAAAAUAGACUACAUAUAUAAUACUGACCAGAGCAAGGAUAGCAUGGUGGAUGUGCCCUUUCCAAACUCCUACCAGUACAUUGCUGCUGUGGAUUAUAAUCCGCGGGACAACCUCCUUUAUGUAUGGAACAACUAUCAUGUCGUGAAAUAUUCCUUGGAUUUUGGUCCGCUGGACAGCAGAGCAGGGCAGGCUCACAACGGGCAGGUUUCCUACAUUGCCCCACCGAUCCAUCUCGAUUCAGAUCUGGAGAGACCGCCAUCCAAGGGACUAUCGACAUCAGGGGCUCUGGGCCCAGGGAGCACUACCACCAGCACCACGCCACGGGUGGCCACCAGUAGCUCCGGCCGCCCCACCACCACCUCGGCCUCAGGCAGGAGGAACAGGAGCACCAGCACACCGUCACCCAUGGCCGACAUCCCCGACGAAAUGACCACACACCUCCCUCCCGCCUCCUCCCAGCUGCCACCAGCUGGCACGGAGAGCUGUGACCCCAUGGAAGCCCGCGAUAUUAUGUGGUCUCGGACUCGGCAGGGCCAGGUGGCAAAGCAGCCGUGUCCCGUGGGCUCCAUAGGUGUUGCAACUUUCCGGUGUCUUGCGCCAGACGGGAUCUGGGAGCCCCAAGGACCUGAUCUCAGCAACUGUUCUUCUCCCUGGAUCAACCAUAUCACUCAGAAGAUGAAGUCAGGGGAGAUGGCUGCCAACAUUGCUCGGGAGCUUGCAGAGCACACAAAAAACCACUUGUACGCUGGUGACAUCGCGUACUCUGUGUCCGCCAUGGUCCAGCUGGUGAACUUACUUGACGUGCAACUCCGAAACCUGACUCCGGGCGGGAAGGACAGUGCUGCACGCAGCUUAAAUAAGCUUCAGAAAAGGGAGCGCUCUUGCAGGGCCUAUGUCCAGGCCAUGGUGGAGACAGUGAACAACCUCCUGCAGCCACAAGCUCUGAAUGCGUGGAGGGACCUGAAUGCAAGUGAACAGCAGCGCGCAGCCACCAAGUUACUUGACACCGUAGAAGACAGUGCCUUCGUGCUGGCUGAUAACCUGCUGAAGACAGACAUUGUCCGGGAAAACACUGACAACAUCCAGCUGGAAGUUGCGAGACUAAGCACAGAUGGGAAUCUGGAAGAUCUGAAGUUUCCCCAGAACAUGGGCCAUGGGAGCGCCAUUCAGCUGUCAGCAAAUACCUUGAAACAAAAUGGUCGAAACGGUGAAAUCAGGGUGGCUUUUGUGCUGUACAACAACCUGGGCACCUAUCUAUCCACAGAGAACGCCAGCAUGAAGUUGGGAACAGAAGCAAUGUCGACUAAUCACUCUGUCAUUGUCAACUCCCCAGUCAUCACGGCAGCAAUAAACAAAGAGUUCAGCAAUAAGGUUUACCUGGCUGAUCCCGUGGUGUUUACUGUCAAGCACAUCAAGCAGUCAGAAGAAAAUUUCAAUCCUAACUGUUCAUUCUGGAGUUAUACAAAGCGUACAAUGACAGGGUAUUGGUCCACCCAGGGAUGUCGCCUUCUGACAACUAACAAGACACACACCACAUGCUCCUGCAAUCACCUAACCAACUUUGCGGUCCUCAUGGCACACGUGGAAGUUAAGCACAGCGAUGCAGUCCAUGACCUGCUCCUGGACUUUAUCACAUGGGUUGGCAUCCUGUUGUCACUGGUCUGCCUCCUGAUCUGCAUCUUCACCUUCUGCUUCUUCCGUGGGCUGCAGAGCGACCGCAACACAAUUCACAAGAACUUGUGCAUCAGCCUCUUCGUGGCAGAACUCCUCUUCCUCAUUGGCAUCAAUCGGACUGACCAGCCGAUUGCCUGUGCCGUCUUUGCUGCCCUCCUGCACUUCUUCUUCCUGGCAGCUUUCACCUGGAUGUUUCUGGAGGGGGUGCAGCUCUACAUCAUGCUGGUGGAGGUUUUUGAGAGUGAACACUCCCGAAGGAAGUACUUCUAUUUGGUAGGCUAUGGCAUGCCUGCACUCAUUGUGGCUGUAUCAGCAGCAGUGGACUACCGGAGCUAUGGCACGGACAAAGUAUGUUGGCUCCGACUUGACACCUACUUCAUUUGGAGCUUUAUAGGACCAGCGACCUUGAUAAUUAUGCUUAAUGUCAUCUUCCUUGGGAUCGCUCUCUAUAAAAUGUUUCAUCAUACUGCCAUACUGAAACCUGAAUCUGGAUGUCUUGACAAUAUCAAGUAA